AGAAGGAUCCUGUUGCAGCUUUGUUCUUCCUGGCCAGUUGGGCGCGCGCAAGAAGUGGUGCCGAAACUCAGGACAAGAAACAUCUUCAGGCACGAGCGAAGACCCUCUGCUACAGGGAGGAUUCAGAACUGCAUCAUGGGGAAGGAGCGGUUAAUAAAGGUUCCCAUAAAACAGACUGUUGAGAAGGAUCCAUCGUGGAUUCAGAACUCUUCAGUACUGGGCUGCCUGUGCCAUGAGCAUGAGGAACCACACCUCUGUGACAGAGUUCAUCCUGCUGGGAAUUUCCAACACUGAAGGACUAGAGAGCAUGCUGUUUGCCUUGUUCCUGGUCUUUUAUGUCUUUGCCUUGUUGGGAAACCUGCUCAUCUUCCUCACCAUCCUGGCUUCUCCCAACCUCCACACCCCCAUGUAUUUCUUCCUGGGGAACCUGGCAGUGUUUGACAUAUUCUUCCCUUCUGUGAAUUCUCCUAAGAUGAUGGACUACCUAGUACGGCAAGGCCGAACCAUCUCAUACCAGGGUUGUGCCUCACAGAUUUUCUUCUAUCACACCCUGGGCUGUACUGAGUGCUUCCUGUAUACAGUGAUGGCUUAUGACCGCUUUGUGGCUAUUUGUUACCCUAUGAGAUAUACGGUCAUCAUGAACCCCAGGGUGUGUACCUGCUUUACAGUGGGCACUUGGCUGGGGGGCUUUGUCCAUGGGAGCAUCCUCACAUUUCUUAUCUUUAAGUUACCCUACUGUGGCCCCAAUGAGGUAGACAGUUUCUUCUGUGACAUUCCUGUGGUGCUGUCCCUGGCAUGUGCAGACACCUCCCUAGCGCAGACUGUGAGUUUUACUAAUGUUGGCGUUGUUGCGCUCACAUGUUUUCUCCUUGUUCUCACUUCUUACACUCGUAUUGUUAUCUCCAUCCUGAAAAUCCGUUCCUCAGAAGGAAGGCGCAGAGCCUUCUCGACCUGCAGUGCCCACUUCACAUCCAUUCUGUUGUUCUAUGGUCCCGUGAUUCUCGUGUAUCUCAGACCUGCUUCUAGUCCCUGGCUGGAUUCUGUUGUCCAGGUGUUUAAUAAUGUUGUCACCCCUUCCUUGAAUCCUCUGAUUUAUUCUUUGAGAAACAAGGAAGUGAAAUUAGCCCUGAGAAAGAUGUUAAGUCAAGCAAUGCAACCUUUGGGGUAUAAGGAAUAGAAACAAUCAUUUCCUAUAUUAUUUGAAUAUUGUUUAGCAUUUUCUCUUCAUGAGUUACUGUUGCCAAAUGAGUCAGCUGAACAAAUCUAGUUCUUGGAAGUCUCACAAGGCAGGGUUUACUUGGGCCGAUAUGUGAAUUUAGCACUGGAAAGAAGACUUUGCAAAUUAACUCAGUGUUCUUAAUUAAUUGUAAUAUGCCAAAACAAUGAGUCCUUUUGCUCUGCAAAGUCUCUAUGUGGAUUUCAGUUUUGACUUUAAAAAAUUUUUUUUAAUGAAACUGAACCUUUCUAGAAGCUGUUGAGUACCUUAUAUUCCUCUCAAUUCCUCUGAUCACUCCUUUCCAAAAUUCUCUUUCCAUAUUCUACUAAAUGCCACUUCGGCUACUCAGUUAAACUCAUCGCCAUUAAUAAGGUAUGGAGUUUGGAACUAAGAUAGAAGUUAGUAAAUGUGUCUUUAUCCUGUCAAUCAUGAAAAUCAGCAAAGUUAGGAGGGAAAUCAAUCCAUGUAUGAGAGACAUCAAGGUCAAAUAUCCUCAAGAAUGUUCUCUACUAUCUGACAAGAUGCUGUCUUAGUGAGUAAAGUCCAAGGGUGUUGGUCUGCCUGUUAUGAGCUGUGAUUGGUAUGAGAAAAUUAAAUUUUGCACAAUAAAGUACUCAGGUUCUUCCAGGAGGCAAGAGGCACUGAUAGAUGAUCCUGGUGUGCCUAGUCCCCACUCAGAACUCAACAUUUGGGACACAAAUGUUGGUGUUAAAGAAAUCAGUGUAAUCCAGAAGCCUGACCAUGAGAAGGUGGAUAGGGCUGCAUUCUCCUAAAGUUCAUCUCAGAGCCUUAGGCAGGCCAGGGCACUUAUGCAAAUCAAUAAAGUGGGACCGUGUGCAAGGGCUACACCAUAGAGUGGUUUUGCCAUCUAAGGUCUGUCCUUUUCACAUUGUUGUUAAUGGAAAAUUCAUGAGUAACUAUCAGUUUUCCAUCCCCUGAAAUUCUCUUAAAUUCCUUAGAUGGACACCUUGUUUACCUGCAAGUUUAAUAUUAUUUCACCUUUAACUGAAGAAGUCAGCAGUUCCAGUGAUUAUCGAAAGACAAUCAUUGUAUUGAGAUUUGUAAAACUAAAAGAAGUUUAUUAAGUGGUCUUAGCAUCCUUGUCUAAUUGUUUCUUUUUCUUGAAAUAUUUGAAGCCAUGAUAUAGCAUUUUGACUACUAAAAGAUGAUUUUAAAAAUUAUAGUACUUGUGAAAACAAAAAAUGAACAACUGAAUAAGAAACAAUGUACAGAGCAGUUCAUCUGAAAUUUGGUAGUGUAAAAUGUUGCUCACAUUGUACUUACAAUAUGGUUUCACACACAGUGACAGCAACUAAUGGAUUUUAGCCCAGAACAGAGACUGAUUCAACCCUAAGACCAGCACGUGCCUGGGGAAGUCUGUAGAAGAAGGUUCAGUUGAAAACCCAGGUGUGGAUUUACCUACUACCCUGUUUUAGACGAGGGCUAAAAUGCAGUCUUAGUGCCCUGAGAUAAUGCUAGCCCAUGCUGGAAUUUUUCUGUGACAACACUUUGCUGACAAAUUCAUUUGCUGCAUCUUUCUCCUCCUGACACAAUGUUUACUUGGAUGAUUUUGUCUUUGGCGAUCAAUGGCACCAUCUACUGAGACAAUCAUUACUCUAUGUAAACUGGGAGAAUAAAUUCCUAAACAUUGUGGGGUAAAGAAUGUUGUAGAGUCAGAAGUUUUCAUUUUUUG
Molecule: messenger RNA, 2909 nt
Organism: Mus musculus (house mouse)
Lineage: Eukaryota; Metazoa; Chordata; Mammalia; Rodentia; Muridae
Gene: Or10d5j
Product: olfactory receptor family 10 subfamily D member 5J
Exons: 2
Coding region: 233-1177 (314 amino acids)
Biological process (GO): G protein-coupled receptor signaling pathway; signal transduction
Cellular component (GO): plasma membrane; membrane
Molecular function (GO): G protein-coupled receptor activity; olfactory receptor activity
Source: RefSeq, marked validated